This is a messenger RNA of Monopterus albus (swamp eel), 1813 nucleotides long. Its product is annotated as methionine aminopeptidase 2-like. Gene Ontology annotation, cellular component: cytoplasm. Gene Ontology annotation, biological process: proteolysis. The record is from RefSeq and is a predicted model, not a curated record. Lineage: Eukaryota; Metazoa; Chordata; Actinopteri; Synbranchiformes; Synbranchidae. The coding region runs from base 23 to 1534 and encodes 503 amino acids. The transcript is spliced from 11 exons. Gene Ontology annotation, molecular function: metalloaminopeptidase activity.
UACUAGGUCAUUAUUGGCUCAGAUGCUUCCAGCACACUUCGCUGCUUUGACCACUGGAGGCUCCCAGCAGCGUAUGCGUCACUUCAUCUCUCAGCUGCUGGUCAUGGCGGAGCUACAGCUACAGCAUGAAGUGGAGCCUCAACUUCUUAAUGUGGACAGCUUGGAUGAGGACAGAGAAUAUUCAGACGCCUCAGAAUCAAUAAAGAAAAAGAGAAGAAAGAGGAAAAAGAAAAAGACCAUCGCACCAGCAGGGACAAAUGAGGCUGAGGGGGAAGGAGAAGCCGGAGGUGUUGGUGAUGUGACAAAACAGUUGGAGCUGCAAACACUGGAGGACAAAGAGAGGGAGGAGGAUGGAGAAGAAGAUGGGGGUGAGGGAGAAAACUCAACUGGAAAGAAGAAGAAGAAGAAAAAGAGCAAAGGAUUGAGGGGACAGACUGACCCUCCCUCAGUCCCAAUUUGUGAGCUGUAUCCCAAUGGGGACUUUCCAAAGGGAGAGGAGUGUGAAUAUCCCCCAUCAAAAGACGGGCGCAGUGCAGCAUGGCGGGCCACCAAUGAAGAGAAGAGGGCGCUGGACAGGGCCAAUGAGGAGAUGUGGAGUGAUUUCAGGCAGGCAGCCGAGGCUCACCGACAGGUCCGCUCUUACGUAAGGAGUUGGAUCAAAACAGGAAUGACCAUGAUUGACAUCUGUGAGAAGCUAGAGGACUGCUCCAGGAAGCUCAUCAAAGAAAAUGGGUUGAAGGCAGGCCUGGCCUUCCCCACUGGCUGCUCCAUCAACCACUGUGCUGCCCACUACACCCCAAACGCAGGAGACCCAACCGUGCUGCACUACGACGACGUCUGCAAAAUUGAUUUUGGAACUCACAUUAACGGUCGAAUAAUAGACUGUGCCUUCACCGUCACUUUCAAUCCAAAGUAUGACAGGCUGCUGGAGGCUGUGAGAGACGCAACAGACACCGGCAUCAGGUGUGCAGGAAUUGAUGUGCGCCUGUGUGAUGUUGGUGAGACCAUCCAGGAGGUCAUGGAGUCUUAUGAAGUGGAAAUAGAUGGGAAGACAUAUCAAGUGAAGCCAAUCAGGAAUCUGAAUGGCCAUUCUAUUGGACAGUACAGGAUACACUCAGGGAAGACAGUUCCUAUUGUUAAAGGUGGAGAAGCCACAAGAAUGGAGGAAGGUGAAGUGUAUGCCAUUGAGACAUUUGGCAGCACAGGAAGAGGUGCAGUCCAUGAUGACAUGGAGUGUUCACAUUACAUGAAAAACUUCAGUGUUGGACACGUGCCAAUAAGACUCCCCAGGGCUAAACACCUGCUGAAUGUGAUAAAUGAGAACUUUGGUACCUUGGCAUUCUGCCGCCGCUGGCUGGACCGUCUGGGCGAGAGCAAGUACCUAAUGGCUUUGAAGAACCUGUGUGACCUUGGCAUCAUAGACCCAUACCCGCCACUCUGCGACAUCAAGGGCAGCUACACUGCUCAGUACGAGCACACCAUACUACUCAGGCCCAACUGCAAGGAGGUAGUGAGCCGGGGAGAUGACUACUAAGCAUGCGCCAAAACUCAAGGCAAACCAGGAGAAGCAUGGCAGCUCAAAGACAAUAAAUCUCUUCAGACUGAUAGAAAAUAUGCAGUAAUCUGAUUUAAAUUCCCACUGCUUGGGUACCAUUAGGUAAUUGUUUUAGCAAAUGCAAAAUACAUGUGUCAUGGUACUAUUAAACCAAUAAGCAAAGGGCAUAUCUUUAUAAAAUAGUGUCAUUAUUUUAGUUAUAUUUUAUGAGCUGGUUUUAAGAAAUAUGCAAAAGAAAUAUAUGCAAGAGAAUCAUGC